Messenger RNA from Phytophthora nicotianae INRA-310, 234 nucleotides. RefSeq lists its product as hypothetical. The record is from RefSeq and is a predicted model, not a curated record. The transcript is spliced from 3 exons. Bases 1 to 234 code for a protein of 77 amino acids. Lineage: Eukaryota; Oomycota; Peronosporomycetes; Peronosporales; Peronosporaceae.
AUGGAUGCGAUUCUUGCUCUUGAGGAGCUUCAGAUAACUUUCCCCAAUUCGGACUCGGAGAAAGAGGUUGUGAUGGAGGCGUUUAAGAACAUCAGCAGCGGUGGUUCGGUGUGGGUCGCUACUAAAGUGGCCAUUACUCUUGCCCUGGCAUUAAAGUACAAGCCGUUUGUGAUGCUCAGUUACAUGGAGGACCAACUCCGUAUUACGCCAGCACCACAGCUAAUGAAUAUCUAG